GUGGAAAGAACUACAAGAAGAUAGCCUCUGCAUUUACAGAGACGAAACAUGUCUCUGAACCUCAUCCACCUUAAACCUCUUUCUUCUUCUUCUACUUCUUCCAUCUUCUGCUUUCACUCUUACUCUUCACUCUUUACUCAUACUCUUUCAAAACCUUUCUCGCUCUCACAAUCCAUAACUUCUUUGUCCUCUCUCUCUCUACGUGCAGCUCAAUCUGAUGCCCAUCACUCUUCAACAACCCCCAUUUCCCUCCCACAUCUCCAGCAACCACAACACCAAGAAGACACAGAACACGAAGAAGGUCAUGACCCAGAUGAUCCAAACUACAAUUUCUCCGACAAUGACGCAUGGGUUUCCUCCCAAGACCCUCAAGACGAAGAAAAAUUGUACCUUGAGGAGAACCCUUUUACCUCGUGGCAUAUCGAUGAAGAGCCUGAAAUGAGUUUGGAGAUUGAUGAAAUGGGGUGUUGUCAAAAGAGGGAAUUGCGUGAGGCUGAGGGCGUUGUGGGGGAAAUUGUUCAACUUGCAAGGAACUUGCCUCAAAAUAUGACUCUGGAGGAGGCUUUGGGUGAGUAUGAAGGAAGGGUCAAUGAGAAAGAUUGUUGGGAGGUUCUAGAAAUACUUGGGGAGGAGCGCCUCUUGCUGUGUUGUGUGUGUUUCUUUCAGUGGAUGAGGUUGCAGGAAUCAUCACUUGUUACACCUAGGGCAUGUAUUGUGUUGCUUCCGCUGUUGGGAAAAGGGGGGAUGGGUGAUGAGGUGAUGGGUUUGUUCAGAAACUUGCCAUCUAGCAUGGAGUUCAGAGAUGUUCAUGUUUAUAAUGCCACAAUUUCAGGACUUCUGUAUGGUGGCAGGUACGAAGAUGCUUGGAAAGUGUAUGAGUCGAUGGAAAUAGAGAAUAUUCAUCCAGAUCAUGUGACAUGUUCUAUUAUGAUUACCGUUAUGAGAAAACUUGGCCAUAGUGCAAAAGAUGCAUGGCAAUUUUUUGAGAAAAUGAAUAGAAAAGGGGUCAAAUGGAAUGAAGAAGUCCUAUGUGCAUUAGUAAAGUCUUUUUGUGAUGAGGGUCUGAUGCGGGUAGCUCUGGUCAUUCAAUCCGAAAUGGAGCAAAAAGGGGUUUCUUCAAAUGCAAUUGUGUACAACACUCUGAUGGAUUCAUACUGUAAAUACAACCAUGUAGAAGCAGCUGAAGGGCUUUUUGUGGAGAUGAGAGCCAAAGGGAUUAAGCCUACUGUAGCUACCUUCAACAUUCUAAUGCAUGCAUACAGCAGAAGAAUGCAACCCAAGAUUGUAGAAAAGCUAAUGGCAGAAAUGAAAGAUGUUGGCUUGAAGCCAAAUGCCGAAUCAUAUACUUGUCUAAUCAGUGCAUAUGGUAAGCAAAAAACCCCGAGUGACCUGGCAGCUGCAGAUGCAUUCUUGAGGAUGAAGGAAGUUGGUAUAAAAUCCACCUCACAUUCUUAUACAGCACUAAUCCAUGCAUAUUCAAUUAAUGGCUUGCAUGAGAAAGCUUACAUAGCAUUUGAAAACAUGAAAAUGGAAGGUAUUAAACCUUCUGUAGAAACCUACAAUACUUUACUAGAUGUGCUUAGGCGGGCAGGUGAAGCUCAAAUACUUAUGGAAAUAUGGAAGUUGAUGAAGAAUGACAAAACCGAACCGACACGGACAACGUUCAACAUUCUUGUUGAUGGUUUUGCUAAACAAGGUCUCUACAUGGAGGCAAGAGGCAUAAUAUCUGAGUUUGGAAAGCUUGGAAUGCAACCAACAGUGGUGACAUACAAUAUGCUGAUAAAUGCACAUGCAAAGGGAGGGCAACUCUCAAAACUGCCACAUUGGGCGGACGCUCCACAUUGGGCGGACGCUCCACAUUGGCGGACCCAAUCCUUGGGCGAACGUCCACUCCUUGGGCGGACGUUCCAUAUUGGGCGGACGCUCCACCUUGGGCGGAUAUGCAAACCUUGGGCGGACGUCCACCUUUCAGAUGGUUGGCCGUUCGUUCGGUCCUGAUUCCUGGGCGGACGUCCUUGGACGGUCGUCCGGAUUACUGAGGACGGACGGUCCUAGACUAUUUGGCGGACGUCCGGAUUACUGGACGGGCGUGUCUUUAUGCCGGGAGGACCUAUCAGUACAUAAGCCCCCCGAGCCCGAGCAUAAUUUUAUUGUGCGAAGGGGUUGUCCUUGCCUGGAUGGGCGUCAUUUUGGAAAACCGCUGGAUCCAUGCAAACUCGGACUAAUGUUUAUUUGGGCGUUUUGGUCUUGGUUGCUUGACACGGGUGGCCGCUCGUCAUUUUGAACGGACAUGCCAUCUUGGGGACGAUCGUCCUGUUCUCAAUUUUUGGUGGUCGUCUUGGCGUACCUUGGAGGACAAAUGGCCGGAUGGCUGGUUGACGUCCUCCUACUUCGGAUUAGUGUUAAAUGCCAGAUUCGGCUAAGUUACGGAUGGUCGGCUCUUUACUGAAUGCCAGAUUUGGCUAAGUUAUGGACGGCCGGUCACUUGCUGAAUGCCAGAUUUGGCUAAGUUACGGAUGGCCGACUCUCUGCUGACUGCCAGAUUUGGCUAAGUUAUGGACGGCCGGUCACUUGCUGAAUGCCAGAUUUGUCUAAGUUAUGGAUGGCCGGCUCUCUGCUGACUGCCAGAUUUGGCAAAGUUAUGGAUGGCCGGCUCUCUGCUGACUGCCAGAUUUGGCAAAGUUAUGGAUGACCGGUCACUUGCUGAAUGCCAGAUUUGGCAAAGUUAUGGAUGGUCGGUCACUUGCUGAAUGCCAGAUUUGGCUAAGUUAUGGACGGCCGGUCACUUGCUGAAUGCCAGAUUUGGCUAAGUUAUGGACGGCCGGUCACUUGCUGAAUGCCAGAUUUGGCUAAGUUACGGAUGGCCGGUCACUUGCUGAAUGCCAGAUUUGGCUAAGUUACGGAUGGCCGGUCACUUGCUGAAUGCCAGAUUUGGCUAAGUUAUGGAUGGCCGGCUCUCUGCUGACUGCCAGAUUUGGCUAAGUUAUGGACGGCCGGUCACUUGCUGAAUGCCAGAUUUGGCUAAGUUACGGAUGACUGGCUCUUUGCUUUCUUGCCCGGCCAAGCUGAGAGUUGUUCUCGUUGGAACACUCUUUUUCACCAGCUUGGUCUUACUGGGGUGGACGGUUCUUUUGCCCAACCAAGCUGAGAGUCGUUCUCUUUGGAACGCUCUUUUUCACCAGCUUGGUCUUAAUGGGGCGGACGGUCUUUCGCUCCGUCGUCCAACCAAGCUGAGAGUUGUUCUCGUUGGAACACUCUUUUUCACCAGCUUGGAGUUUAGUAGGGCGGACGGUCUUUCGCUCCGUCGCCCAACCAAGCUGAGAGUUGUUCUCGUUGGAACACUCUUUUUCACCAGCUUGGAGUUUGGUAGGGCGGACGGUCUUUCGCUUUGUCGCCAUCGUUGCCGGUUACCUGCACCAUGAAGGGAACAUAGCGAAUUUCAAGUUUAACGAAAGAUGUGCCCGUACCUUGUAGGGCCGAAAAUAUGCUAUGGCUAAAUGGCCGAGAAAAGGUUGAGGCCGAAUGGCCGAGACUGUAAUGAGGUCGAACGCUCUUAAUCAGGUGGAGGCCGAAUGGCGAAAUAGGCUGAGGCCGAAAAUAUGACGAAGCCGAACGGCCGAAAUAGUUCUUAGACCGAGCGUCCUUAAAUAUGAGGAGGCCUAACGGCCGAGACUGCUGAGGCCGAACGUCCUAGAUUAUGCUGAGACCGAGCGGGCCUAUAAUAUGUUGAGGCCGAGAGUUAAGGCCUUAUGGAUGAGCGCCUGAUGAGGUGUGAUGGACGAGCGCUUGGGUGGAUGGGCACUCUUUGAAGCUGGACGGACGAGCGCUUGAGUCCAAAUUUGGACGAACACUCUUUGAAUCCGGGCGGACGAGCGCUUAGGUCCGGAUUGGACGAACGCUUCAGUCCGGCUUGGUUGGUCACCUGCAGUAUAAGGGAAACAUGAUCGUAUUUCUAGCUUAAAGGGUGUGUUCGUACCUUGUAAGGUCGAAAAUAUGUGUCCGAAUGGCCGAAAAUAGGUUGAGGCCGAACGUCCGAGAUUAUGCUGAGGUCGAACAGUCGAGACAAUGCUGAGACCGAACGUUCUUAAAUAUGAGGAGGUCCAACGGCCAAGACUAUGCUGAGGCCGAACGGUCGAGACAAUGCUGAGACCGAACGUUCUUAAAUAUGAGGAGGUCCAACGGCCGAGACUAUGCUGAGGCCGAACGUUCUUAAAUAUGUGGAGGCCGAAUGGCCGAGGACAUAUGUCGUGCGGCUAUGAAGUACUGGUGAUGGGGUGGUCCGUGCUCAUUUCUCGUGGUCACCUUUGGGUAACCGAAGUUACACGGCCCCACGGUGGGCGCCAAAUGUUUCGACUGGUGUCCGGGCGGACCCUGCAAAAACACACAAGCUUACUGUUGAAGGCGGACGGACGGACGUCGAAUGUUGAGGGCGGGCGGACGACCGAUGGCGGGCGAACGGACACUCGAAGACGAGCCAGCGAACGACGAAGACGCACUGCCGGGCGGAUGAGAAGACGGGCGACUGAUGGUGAAAGCUGGAGCCGGGCGGAUGAGUGGUCACGAACCAAAGCAAGCUUCACUGGCGGGCGGCACCAAGAUGAACGAUCACUCUGUGCCCCAAACUGGGCGGACGUCCUCCAAUCCGGACGUUCGCUCCCUGCUCCAAAUUGGGCGGACGUCCUCCAAUCCGGACGUUCGCUCCCUGCCCCAAGCGGGACGGAUGUCCUCCCCUCCUGGCGGGUGAUCCUUAGCAUUCAGCUCCAAACUGGACGGGCGUCCUUCCUCUCCUUAGCACUGCUUCACCCUCCCAGUGGGGAGGGGCCGGGUACCUGCUAAAGGCACUCCGACGCUCAAGUCAGUAAUAUGACAAGGCGUUGAAUAAUGCAUGCAUGUGUUGCGUUCUAAGCAAUCUGUCUAGAAAUCAUACCUGAGACCUUUAUUUAUACUGAUCGUAAUGGGCUUUUACCUUUUGGGGGCCUGGAAACGGCCCAAUAAUACCUUAAUCUUCAUUAAGGACUUAAUGUGCCAUUAGCAUUUAACCGUGUAAUCAGCGAAGUGCGUCGGUUGGGAAUGAUGGUCGGUCAGGGAUGUUACCCUAGGUGGGCGUUCAGCUCUUGGCCGGACGAUCCUUUGCUUGGGCGGUCGUCCAAUCCUUGGGCGGACGUCCAGCUCUUGGGCGGACGUCCAGUCCUUGGGCGAACGUCCUACUUCUUGGGCGAACGUCCAGCUCUUGGGCGGUCGUUCCACAUUGGGCGGACGCUCCACAUUGGCGGACGCUCCACUUUGGGCGGACGUUCCACAUUGGCGGACGCUCCACUUUGGGCGGACGUUCCACUUUGGGCGGACGCUCCACUUUGGGCGGACGUUCCACUUUGGGCGGACGCUCCACUUUGGGCGGACGUUCCACUUUGGGCGGACGUUCCACCUUGGGCGGACGUUCCACAUUGGCGGACGCUCCACUUUGGGCGGACGUUCCACUUUGGGCGGACGCUCCACAUUGGGCGGAUGUUCCACUUUGGGCGGACGCUCCACAUUGGCGGACCCAAUCCUUGGGCGAACGUCCACUCCUUGGGCGGACGUUCCAUAUUGGGCGGACGCUCCACCUUGGGCGGAUAUGCAAACCUUGGGCGGACGUCCACCUUUCAGAUGGUUGGCCGCUUGUUCGGUCCUGAUUCCUGGGCGGACGUCCUUGGACGGUCGUCCGGAUUACUGAGGACGGACGGUCCUAGACUAUUUGGCGGACGUUCGGAUUACUGGACGGGCGUGUCUUUAUGCCGGGAGGACCUAUCAGUACACCUUUAAUUCUUUUAGAAAGCUUUUGCCUUGUUCACGUUAUGCUUUGCGGGUAUAUGGUCAACCUAAUGAAGGUUGGCGUUGGAUACCUCACAUCACUUAACAUGGUUAACUUGGUUUCAUA
Messenger RNA from Vigna angularis (adzuki bean), 5917 nucleotides. RefSeq names its product pentatricopeptide repeat-containing protein At5g50280, chloroplastic-like. The transcript is spliced from 2 exons. The coding region runs from base 49 to 1998 and encodes 649 amino acids. Lineage: Eukaryota; Viridiplantae; Streptophyta; Magnoliopsida; Fabales; Fabaceae. The record is from RefSeq and is a predicted model, not a curated record. Gene Ontology annotation, molecular function: protein binding.